UAUAUAGGCAGAAGAAGGUUCCUAUUUCAUUGGAAAGGAUUUGACAGACCUUAUCAUGCAAAAAUUUCAAAUGCUGGUCGGUCAGCACGAUGCCGUUCCACAAGAGGUGGAAGUUGUUAUGGGAAGGAAAUUGCAGGUGCCAUUGGGUGGCAAUGGAUGUGCAUAUUUCCCUUUUGAUGAACUCUGUGAUAGACCUCUUGGAGCCGCAGACUAUCUUGGGUUAUGCAAAAACUUUCAUACGGUGGCAAUGGACGGAGUCCCCAUUUUCGGGCUUCACAAUAGGACUGCAGCAUAUCGGUUCGUUACCUUGGUUGAUGUGCUCUAUGAAAAUAAAGCACGGUUGUUGUGUACAGCCGAGGGCUCCCCUGCAGAACUUUUUGAGAGAAUCGUGACCAUAGCCGAUGCGAAUCAAAUUGCUCCGAGGUCUUCAAGGUCAAUCAAGAAGGACGAUAUUGACCUUUGCGUCGAUAACGAGCUUGGCUUUGCAAAAGAUCGUACCAUUAGUAGGCUGACAGAGAUGAACAGCAGGGAAUAUUUAGAACAGCACGCCGAAAGGCUGGCGGAGAAGGGUGGUGCAUAUGGCGGCAGCGGCGGCGUCAUGUAAGAACACAUAUUUGUAAUCCCAAAGAAAACCAGAAAUUUGUUUGGUUGUAAGAGACCAAAGCUGGGCGGGGAGCCAUUGUGCAAUAACGCUCCCACUUCACAGGUUUGGAGAUUCAUUCAUAUUGUAAUAGUGUACUAAUAAUAAUUCCAAUAAUUCUGGAAAGUAUAGAGUUUAGAGAAUAAACAACUGUUGUACCCAUUUUUGGAUUUUGGACAAAUGUAGCCAUUUAAUUACUCCAGUUU
This is a messenger RNA of Cuscuta campestris, 846 nucleotides long. The record is from the annotation of a GenBank genome assembly. NCBI's taxonomy places the organism in Eukaryota, Viridiplantae, Streptophyta, Magnoliopsida, Solanales, Convolvulaceae.